CAUCACUCACUUCGACUGUUAGAGACCUAACGUUAGGCUGAGUCGAAGAGUUGAUCAUCUGUAAUUAUCGAAAACUUUACACUUUUGAUAAACCUUACCAAGACAAUAUGGAUAAAGAAGACAAAAGACUCGAGUUCUUGGAAAAUAUUAUUUUGAUGUCGAUGAAACUCAAACGAGAUAAAUGGUCGAAGUGCAUCGCGUCGGAACAAAAUCGGAACAUCAUCCGGGACUUUUUUGAAAACGUCAACGUUUGCAUCCUUUAUAUUUCAGCAAGGACUGCAGGUCAACUUGUUGUCACUCUCGAUUUUCCACGGGCAUUUAAAUCGACUAUUUACUUCCUUAAAAGAGAAAACCUGGAAAUAAACACAGACAAUGUCCGAAGGCUUUUGGUUGGAAGCUUUGUCAGCUCGUCUGUGAACGCAAUGGCGGAAGUCUCCGAGGUUGUUCAUCUGAUAACUAAAAAUGACAUGAAGAAAACAGACAUAGGGUCAGACGUGUCUCAACAAGCUCACAUGAUGAAGAAUGUGAUAAUCAUGCUGAGAGAUCGCCUCAAAGGAAAGACCUUCCUCCCACUACCUGACUAUACAGACUUCCUGGAGAAAUCUGACUACAGCAAAUUCGUACAUGAUUUUGAGACCUUAAUCAUCGACUGGACCCAUCAAGUGACAAAUGUUUUGAGCCAAAUAUCAGCUCAGCCAAUUCUUGAUGGUCUGAACCCACUUCCAAAAGCAGAGUUUGAUUUCUGGAGAGACAGACUAAUGAAUCUGGAAUAUUUAAAUGAACAGCUAAUGGACCCGAAGAUGCUGAAAAUGGUAGAAACUCUCGAAACUGCAGAAAGCAGUUAUAUGCCAGCAUUGAGAAGUAUCUACAACGAUGUUAAGGAAGGCUUAAAAGAAGCCCAGGAUAUAGUCAUUUACCUCAAGCCACUGCAGAAGAUGCUCGAUGAAAUUGAACAGUUGGAGUAUUCUUUGUUGCCUUCAUACUGUAAAACCUUGAUGCACACAGUGGCUCUGGUUUGGACUAAUUCAGAAUACUACUGCUACCCUGAAAAGAUCAUAGUCAUCUUACAGGAAAUCUGCAAUUUGUUCAUUGUUAUGACAAGAAACUUCUUAGAUCCGGACAAAGUAAUGAAAGGUCUAGAUGGAGAAAUUGAUGAAGCAGCUGAACAAAUCAGAAUUAGCAUUGUGACUGUAGUUACACUUAGAGAAAGCUAUGAGCAGUGCAAACUGGAUAUGUACAAAAACUUCAAGAACGGGAGAACAAAGAACUGGGAUUUUCCUUCAGAUCUUGUGUUUUCAAGGUUAAAUUUGUUUUUGGAGCGCUUGCAAAAAAUUGAGGCGGUAUACAAAACAUCUGGAGAGCUUUGGAAAUUAGAGAAAGUUGCAUUUCAAGGAAUAAAAGGAGGUGCGCUGGGAGCUGCAGUUCUCUCCGUUUAUGAGGAAUUCCUUGAGCUUAUAAAGAUGUUUCCUGAAUGCAGUUAUGAUCCAAUAGAUGCAAGUGAUAAGGGCUUUGAAAAGGACUUUAAAAGGUUUCAGAGGCACAUUACAGACUUUGAGCAGAGACUUGGGACAAUCUUUUGUCAAGCAUUUGAUGGCUGUGAAAUAACAGACUCAGCUGCAAAGCUGUUUGAAAUGUUUGGCUUUGUUCUGGAGAGACCUCUUCUUCACUCGCUGAUCUCCUCGAAGUACAAUAAAUUGUUGGAAAUGUUUGGCUUAGAGCUCGAUAGAAUCAAGCUCAUUUAUGAUGCUCAGAUGGCAUUACUGGAUACAUGUCCAGGUGUCCCUCCUAUUGCUAAGAAUAUGCCACCUGUUGCCGGACAACUGAAAUGGGUUCAAGAAUUAGAAGGCCGAUUGCAGAUGCAGACAAAGCGUGUUGAAACAAUUCUUCACAUGUACAUGGACACUGAGGAAAUGAAACUUGCCUGCCAAAAACACAAUGAGAUGAUGGACCUGUUGCAUGGUUACCAUGAUCGGGUUUAUGCACAGUGGUAUGCUAGGGUAGAUCUUGAAUGCAAGGUCAGCCUGGCCCAACCAUUACUGCUACGAAAGAAAGAAACAAAUGUACUUCAAGUUAAUUUCAAUAAGCAGCUUGUGGCUGUGCUGAGGGAGGUCAAAUACCUCAAAAUUCUAGGUCAAGAAGAUAUCCCUCCUUGUGCACAUGAUAUCUUUACCAGGCAUGAAACAUUCCGAAAAUAUGUUGCCAAUUUGGUCCUCAUUGCAUCUGGGUACAAUCAGGUUAAGGCUGCACUUCUACCUGUGGAAUUUUCACUUAUAAAGGAAGAAUUUCUGAACAUCGAUGAAGAGUUAGCAUACGCUGAAACUUCCCUCUGCUGGAAUAGUAAAGGUGUAUGGGAGUAUAUUGAGAAAAUGAGAGAUACUAUUCUUGAAGUCCAGAGCAGGAUUGACUUGGCCAAAUCUAACGUCAUAACAAUACAGGACAUCAUGAAAGAAUGGUUGGUGACUCAGAUGUUCGAAAGAAAAGACGGCAAGGAUGAGUCACUUCUUGAUUUAGAAGGAAGACAUGUUGCUCUAGAGAACAAAUAUAACAGCAUUAAAGAAUCUGGAGAGAAGAUUCACGCCUUGAUAGAAGAAAAUAAAAAGAUUUUUAGAGCAAAUGAAUGUUCAGAAUCUUGGAAAGAAUAUGCAGACUACAUUGAUGAUAAAGUCCUUGAUGGAUUGUUCAAGGUCCUCCAUAUGUCCCUUGAUUUUCUUGUAAACAAUAUGUGUGCAAAGACCAAGCAUCCCUUAUUUGAAGUGUCUUUAGCACUGGAGGAUGGAAAUACUGCCUUCCUUCCAUCUCUGAGUGAAGGGAUUCCAGAUGGCUUAUGCCCUAUUGUUGAAAACCUUAUUCAUGACAUUUAUACAACUGCCACGCUUAUCCCACGUAUAUCGAAGACAAAGACAUUCAGUUACAUGGUGGAACUUGAUGAAAGGCCUGAGCUUGCAGAUAUGCGUAAAGAGUUGAUGAGUCAAGUGUUGAAUGCAAUGAAGGAGGCACAGGAUUAUCUUGAGGGCUUACAUAAGUAUGCAUAUCUCUGGAAAGAUGAUCCAGAACAGAUCAUGGAACUGUUCCUAAUGUAUGCCAAAGUGUUCAAACAUGAUGACAUCGAAGCCAAUCUUCAUGAGAAUAUCCCAAAACAGCCAGCAACACUCAACGAUUUCAAAGAUGCGAUUGACACCUAUGAACACCUCUACUCAGAAGUGAACGAACUGAAGGGCACACAUUUAUUACAGCAGUGGCUUCAGAUUGACAUCAGGCCAUUUAAGGGGACUCUUCUCGAUAGCAUCCGAAAAUGGAGUUGGAUGUUUAAACAGAAUCUUAUUGAUGAUGUCACUAACAGCCUGAGGGAUCUGCAAGAUUUUAUUGCAAUGGUCAAGCAAGGCCUCACUAAGAUUGUGGUAGAGGGAGACCGUGAGUGUUUGGUGGAGGUAAUGGAGCGUCUAUAUAGAGUGAAAACCCGACAGGUGGCUACUGACAACAUGUUUAUACCACUGAAGGACACCAUUGAAUUCCUGAAAAUAUAUGAUGUGAAGUUUCCUCAAGAAGUCCAUACACAAUUACAGGACUUACCAGGGCACUGGAAUAAGCUGAAGAAUACUGCAGCUCAAGUCAAAGAAAAUCUUCUUCCACUGCAAGAGCAGGAAGGCAAUAUAAUUAAAGACAUGUGCCACCAAUUUCAGACGAAGCAGCUUGAGUUUCGAGAGGAGUUCAAACAGCAGCCCGUGUUCCUCUUUGCUUCUAAGAAUCCCCAUAAAGCCCUUGAUACGGCUCAAAAGACUGUCACUUCAUUUGAGACUGAACUAGAGAGCUUGCAGAAGAUGGCACAAUUAUUUGAAGUGAAUGUCCCAGAUGAUAAAGUGAUAAAAGCCUGUCAAAAAGACAUUGAUUUGCUGAAGGAACUAUGGAACAUGAUACACUUGGUUGUAGGACAUAUAGAUACCUGGAGAAGAACUCCCUGGAAAGAUAUACAUGUGGAUGACAUGGCCAGGGACUGCAAGAAGUUUGCAAAAGACUUCAAGGGUCUAGAUAAAGAAAUGAAGACAUGGGAUGCAUUCACAGGCGUGGAGAACAUGGUGAAGAACAUGAUAACAUCUUUGCGGGCAGUGGGAGACCUUCAGAGUCCAGCCAUCAGAGACAGGCAUUGGCAGCAACUGACGAAAGCAGCCAAGGUGAGCUUCGAAAUGUCAGAGGAAACUACAUUGGAUGACCUAUUGAAGCUGAACCUACAUACAGUUGAGGAUGAAGUCGUUAGAAUUGUUGACAGAGCUGUAAAAGAACUGGCAAUGGAAAAGGUCCUUCGUGAGCUGGACAACACCUGGAAAGAUUUCCUGUUUGAGUAUGACCCUCAUGGUCGCACAGGAACCAUGCUGUUGAAGCAGAAUGAAGUGCUGAUGGAGACUUUACAGGACAACCAGAUGCAGCUGCAGACACUUUUGACUUCCAAAUACAUUGCCCAGUUUCAGGAGGAGGUAUCAAGUUGGCAGCAGAAACUGUCCAUUGCAGACUCAGUCAUCUCUACCUGGUUCCAUGUGCAACAUACAUGGUCUUACCUAGAAUUUAUAUUCAUUGGUUCUGAAGACAUCCGUUCACAGUUACCGGAAGACUGUGAACGUUUUAAAGGCAUUGACAUUGAGUUCAAGGAAUUGAUGACUGAUGCCGUCAAAACUCCCCAUGUGCUUGACUGUACAAAUAAGAAAGGUCUUCCAGAGAAGCUGGAACAUUUAGAGGCUAGGUUGGCAACAUGUGAGAAGGCACUUGUAGAAUAUUUAGAGGUCAAAAGGCUUGCUUUUCCUCGAUUUUACUUUGUGUCCUCUGCGGAUCUCCUGGAUAUUUUGUCUACUGGCAACAAUCCUGUUGAGGUCACAAAGCACUUGCCUAAACUGUUUGACAGCAUAUCCAAUUUGAAAUUUCAACUUGAUGAAAACGAAAAACCUCUAAAACAGGCCCUGGGGAUGUACAGUAAUGAAAACGAAUAUGUAAACUUUGAUAUGGAAUGUGACUGUUCAGGACAGGUAGAGACAUGGUUAAACAGAGUGUUGGAAAGAAUGGUGGAAACAUUGCGAGUUAAAUUUGAAGACGCUGUCACAAGCUAUGAAAAGAAGUCCAGAGAACAGUGGCUCUUUGACCACCCUGCACAGAUUGCAUUAGCUACCACUCAGAUAUGGUGGACCAAUGAGGUGGGCCUGGCUUUAGCAAAACUUGAAGAAGGCUAUGAAAAUUCCAUGAAAGAGUACUUCAAGAAGCAGGUUUCACAACUAAAUGCCCUGAUCACUCUGCUGAUUGGUGAGCUCACUAAAGGAGAUCGGCAGAAGAUCAUGACUAUCUGUACAAUUGAUGUGCAUGCUCGCGAUGUCGUUGCUAAACUGGUUGCUAACAAAAUUGACAACAUUCAAGCAUUUAUGUGGCAGUCACAAUUGAGGCAUCGCUGGGAUAACAUCAGAAAGCAUUGCUAUGCUAACAUAUGUGAUGCACAGUUCCAAUACUCGUAUGAAUAUCUAGGAAACACACCUCGACUCGUUAUCACACCGCUGACUGAUAGGUGCUACAUUACACUUACCCAGUCUCUCCACCUCAUUAUGGGAGGGGCACCUGCAGGCCCUGCUGGAACAGGAAAGACAGAGACAACCAAAGAUUUGGGGAGAGCCUUGGGCAUUAUGGUCUAUGUGUUCAAUUGCUCUGAACAAAUGGAUUACAAGUCUUGUGGAGAUAUUUACAAAGGUUUGGCCCAGACUGGAGCAUGGGGCUGCUUUGAUGAGUUCAAUCGGAUAUCUGUGGAAGUGUUAUCUGUCAUAGCAGUACAGGUCAAGUGUAUUCACUCCGGUAUCCAGAGCAAAAAAACCACAAUUGAUUUUUUUGGCCAAAUCAUUAAACUGAUCCCAACUGUCGGUGUUUUCAUCACCAUGAAUCCUGGAUAUGCUGGCCGUGCUGAACUUCCAGAAAAUCUCAAAGCCCUUUUUAGGCCAUGUGCUAUGGUUGUUCCUGAUUUUGAACUGAUUUGUGAGAUUAUGCUGGUGGCAGAAGGAUUUACUGAAGCCAGAAUCCUGGCCAGGAAAUUUAUCACCCUUUAUAGUCUGUGUAAAGAAUUGCUCUCUAAACAGGAUCAUUAUGAUUGGGGACUGCGUGCAAUUAAGUCAGUGCUUGUGGUGGCUGGAUCCUUAAAGAGAGGAGAUCCAGGGAGGCCAGAAGACCAAGUGUUGAUGCGAGCCUUAAGAGACUUCAACAUUCCCAAAAUUGUGUUGGAUGACAAGCCAGUCUUUAUGGGACUUAUUGGAGAUCUUUUCCCCGCACUUGAUGUGCCUAGGAAGAGGAAUAUGGAAUUUGAGAAGUUGGUGAAGAAGUCUGUGCUGGAUCUCAAGCUUCAGGCAGAAGACAACUUUGUGCUAAAGGUGGUUCAGUUGGAGGAACUACUAACUGUCCGACAUUCAGUCUUUAUCAUUGGCAGUGCAGGGUGUGGAAAGUCCAAGGUUUUGAGGUCUUUGACCAAAACAUACCAAAACUUGAAGAAGAAGUCUGUUGUAGUGGAUUUAGAUCCUAAAGCUGUGACUUGCGAUGAGCUUUUUGGGAUUAUCAACCCUGCUACACGAGAGUGGAAAGAUGGUCUGUUUUCAUGUGUCAUGAGGGAUUUAGCUAACAUAACUCAUGAUGGGCCUAAGUGGAUUUUGUUGGAUGGUGAUAUUGACCCCAUGUGGAUUGAAUCCCUUAACACUGUUAUGGAUGACAAUAAGGUGCUGACUCUGGCUAGUAAUGAGCGUAUCCCAUUAAACCCCACUAUGCGACUAGUCUUUGAGAUCAAAGAUCUUCGAACCGCUACACCUGCUACAGUAUCUAGAGCUGGAAUCCUCUUUAUAAACUCUGCUGACCUAGGCUGGUUUCCAGUUGUGACGAGUUGGAUCGAGAAACGAGAUGUCCAGUCAGAGAAAGCAUAUUUGCCUUCUUUGUUUGAGAAGUAUCUGCCACCUUGCCUGGAAAAGCUGAAAUUCAGCUUAAAAACAAUAAUCCCUCUCCCAGAGAUAACACUCAUUCAAACACUACUGUACCUCCUGGAGUGCCUUCUGCUUCCUGAAAACAUCCCACCUGACGCCACUAAAGAACUAUAUGAGCUUUACUUGGUUUUUGCUUGUGUGUGGGCUUUUGGAAGUUCCAUGUUUCAGGAUCAGCUAAUUGAUUACCGUGUGGAAUUCAGCAAAUGGUGGAUAAGUGAAUUCAAGACCAUCAAGUUUCCAUCAGAGGGCACAGUGUUUGACUAUUUUAUUGACACAGACUCAAAACAGUUCAUUUUAUGGACAAAAAAAGUACCUACAUUCACUCUGGAUCCAGAUAUUCCUCUGCAGGCUUCCUUGGUUCACACUGCUGAGACCAUUCGUAUACGUUAUUUCCUGGAUGAGCUAAUAGGGAGAAAAAGGCCAGUAAUGUUGGUAGGAAAUGCUGGCAGUGGAAAGUCUGUGAUCAUGGGAGACAAACUGCGUAGCCUUAACACAGAUAACUAUAUGAUUCAGUCUGUGCCUUUUAACUUCUACACUACUUCUGCAAUGCUUCAAGCCAUUUUGGAAAAGCCUUUGGAGAAGAAAGCAGGUCGUAACUACGGUCCCCCAGGAAACAAAAGACUGAUCUACUUCAUAGAUGAUAUGAACAUGCCUGAGGUUGACAAAUACUUCACUGUUGCCGCACACACGCUCAUCCGUCAACACAUGGAUCACGGCCACUGGUAUGACAGACAAAAACUGACACUGAAAGACAUCCACCACUGCCAGUAUGUGGCUUGCAUGAACCCCACUGCUGGCAGUUUCACUAUUGAUUCCCGACUACAGAGGCACUUUUGUGUGUUUGCUGUGAGCUUCCCUGGCCAAGAUGCCCUGUUCAGCAUCUACAACAGCAUGUUUUCACAACAUCUGGAUAUGAAAGGCUUCUCUCCUGAACUAGCUAGUUUCUGCUCAAAAUUUGUUAAUUCAGCUCUUAAGUUUCAUCACAAGAUAACAGCAUCUUUUCUUCCAACGGCUGUCAAAUUUCAUUACGUCUUCAAUCUUAGAGAUCUGUCCAACAUCUUCCAGGGUUUAUUGUUCUCCACUCCAGAGUGUGUGAAAGAUACUUUCGAUCUUAUCAGAAUCUGGAUGCAUGAAUGCAACCGAGUCUAUAGAGACAGGUUAACAGAUGUACCCGACAUCGAACUCUUCGAGAAGAUUCAGGAAGACGUUUGCAAAUCUUGCUUUGAGGAAAUUGAUUCAGGAAAGCUUAUGGAGAAGCCAAAUAUCUACUGCCACUUUGCACAAGGAAUUGGAGAUCCACAAUAUUUUCCCAUACCAAGCUGGACAGCAUUGAAUAAACUUUUGACUGAAGCCCUUGAAAGUUACAAUGAAGUGAAUGCAGCCAUGGAUCUGGUUCUUUUUGAGGAUGCCAUGUCCCAUAUUUGCAGGAUUAACCGUAUACUGGAGAAUCCCAGAGGCAAUGCACUGUUAGUGGGGGUAGGGGGAAGUGGAAAGCAGUCAUUGUCUCGUUUGGCAGCUAGCAUCAGUAAUUUUGAGGUGUUUCAAAUUACUCUUAGGAAGGGAUAUGGGAUUUCUGACCUAAAGUUGGACCUAAAUGCUCAGUAUAUUAAGGCUGGCGUGAAGAACAUAGGCACAGUGUUCUUGAUGACAGACUCGCAGGUGGCAGAGGAGGUGUUCCUGGUGCUUAUUAAUGACCUGCUGGCUUCAGGGGAAAUCCCUGGCCUGUUCCAGAAUGAUGAGGUCGAAAACAUCAUAGCUGCUAUGAGGAAUGAGAUGAAAGACACUGGCCUGCCAGACACACGAGAUAAUUGCUGGAAAUUCUUCAUUGACAGAGUUAGGAGACAGUUGAAGGUGAUUUUGUGCUUUUCUCCAGUGGGCUCAACUUUAAGAGCUCGAGCUCGCAAAUUCCCUGCUGUAGUUACCUGUACAUCUAUUGACUGGUUCCAUGAGUGGCCAAAAGAAGCUUUGGUGUCUGUCAGUGCUCGCUUCCUGUCUAAGACAGAAGGCAUUACGCCUGAAAUCAAAGACUCUUUAAGUCUGUUUAUGGCUUAUGUUCACAAGUCAGUGAAUGACAUGUCAAAAAGCUACCUCCUGUCAGACCGCCGCUAUAAUUACACCACCCCAAAAACCUUUCUGGAGCAGAUUAAGCUCUAUCAGAAUCUGCUUAGUGCAAAAAGGUCAGAACUGCUGUCAAAAAAGGAACGACUUGUGCAGGGAUUGGACAAAUUGGAGAAUACCUCUGCUCAGGUAGAUGACCUGAAUGAUAAACUGGCAGUUCAAAAAGUAGAGCUCAAACAGAAGAAUGAAGAUGCUGCUAAGCUUAUUCAAGUUGUAACAACAGAAACAGAGAAGGUAUCCCAGGAGAAAGCCAUUGCUGAUGAGGAGGAGCUGAAAGUUCAAGUCAUUGCCAAGAACGUAGGGGAGAAGCAAAAGUCUUGUGAAGAGGACCUAGCCAAAGCUGAGCCUGCUCUUCUAGCUGCACAAGAGGCUUUAAACACACUGAAUAAGAACAACUUAACUGAACUUAAGUCAUUUGGCUCACCUCCGGAGGCUGUGGUUAAUGUCACAGCAGGUGUGAUGAUCCUCCUUGCCCCUGGGGGCAAAAUCCCCAAAGACAAAAGUUGGAAAGCAGCUAAAAACAUGAUGGCAAAAGUGGAUUCUUUUCUGGACAGUCUGAUCAAAUACAAUAAGGAGAAAAUACCUGAUACCUGUAUGAAAGCUUUCGAACCCUUCAAGAAUGACCCCAAGUUUGAGCCAGAAUUUAUUCGUUCAAAGUCAAUAGCUGCUGCUGGACUCUGUUCAUGGUGUAUCAAUAUUGUAAAGUUCUAUGAAGUCUUUUGUGAUGUGAAGCCCAAAAGGAUGGCCUUAGAGCAGGCCAAUGCUGACUUGGCUGCAGCCAGAGACAAAUUGUCCGUUAUCACAACCAAAAUUGCGGAACUGAAUGCAAAUUUGGCCAAAUUGACAGCUGAAGUCGAGAAAGCAAAAGAAGACAAACAAAAGUGUCAGGAGGAAGCUGAUGCUACUAAUAAGACUAUUUCCCUUGCCAACAGACUUGUUGGAGGUUUAUCAUCUGAGAAGAUCCGCUGGUCAGAAUUAGUAGCCCAGUUAAACAGUCAGGAAAAAACACUCUGUGGCGAUGUCAUGCUGAUUUCAGCUUUUGUGUCAUAUGUUGGAUAUUUCACAAAGAAAUAUCGCAGCGACCUCAUGGACAAAUAUUGGCUUCCUUAUCUCAAGGAACUUAAGGACCCCAUUCCCAUCACAGAGGGUCUAGAUUCCCUGACCCUCCUUACAGACGAUGCAGCAAUAGCAGCUUGGAGCAACCAAGGUCUGCCUAGUGACCGCAUGUCUGUUGAAAAUGCCACCAUCCUCUGCAACACUGAGCGCUGGCCAUUGAUCGUGGAUGCACAGCUCCGCGGCAUCAAAUGGAUAAAGACCAAAUACGGAGACGACCUUAAAAUCAUCCGUCUGGGGCAGAGAGGAUACCUUGACAGUAUUGAGAAUGCAGUAUCCUGUGGAGAUGUACUGUUGCUUGAAAAUAUCAGUGAGAAUAUAGAGCCUGUGCUGGACCCAUUGCUUGGAAGGAAUACAAUUAAGAAGGGAAAGUAUAUAUGUAUCGGUGACAAGGAGGUAGAAUACCACCCUAACUUUCGACUCAUCCUUCACACGAAGCAUUUCAAUCCUCACUAUAAACCAGAGACACAAGCUCAGUGCACUCUGAUUAAUUUCCUUGUGACACGUGAUGGGCUGGAAGACCAGCUGUUAGCAGCUGUUGUUGCAAAAGAGAGACCUGACUUGGAAGAGCUUAAGGCAGAGCUCACCAUACAGCAAAAUACAUUUAAGAUUACACUGAAGGAGCUAGAGGACUCCCUGCUUGCCCGUAUAUCAGCUGCCUCAGGAAACUUCCUUGGUGACACAGCGCUAGUGGAAAACCUGGAGACCACCAAGAAAACUGCAACUGAGAUUGAGCAAAAGGUGUUAGAAGCAAAGAUAACAGAAAAAAAGAUCAACCUGGCAAGAGAGAGCUAUAGAUCUGUGUCUAUCCGUGCAGCUCUGAUGUUCUUCAUUCUCAGCGAUCUUAAUAAAAUAAACCCCAUCUAUCAGUUCUCCCUAAAGGCAUUUACAAAGGUGUUUGAGGUAGCCAUUAUGCGAAGUGAGCCAGCUGAAGAUGUGAACCAGCGGGUGGAGAACCUUAUCAAUGAAAUCACUUACUCCGUCUUCAUGUAUACCAACCGCUGCUUGUUUGAGAAGGAUAAACUCACAUUCAUUGCUCUGAUUGUUUUCCAAAUACUGGUCAGAAACAAGGAGAUCAACCCAUCAGAACUGGACUUCUUGCUAAGAUUCCCUUUUAAAGCUGGCUUGGUAUCACCUGUUGAUUUCCUCUCCAACCAGGGAUGGGGUGGAAUAAAGGCUUUGGCUGAAAUGGAUGACUUUAAAGAUCUAGACAACGAUAUAGAAAGCUUAGCCACAAGCUGGAAGAAGUUUGUAGAGUCUGAGGCUCCAGAGAAGGAGCUCUUCCCCCGAGACUGGAAGAAAAAGACUGCCAUACAGAAGCUCUGUAUGAUGAGAUGCAUGAGACCUGACCGAAUGUGUUACGCUAUCAGAAACUUUGUUGAGGCGAAGCUUGGGACCAAAUAUGUGGAUGGUCGUAGUGUGGAGUUUUCUGUGUCCUUUGAAGAGAGCAGCUCAUCCACACCUAUGUUCUUCAUCCUCUCUCCUGGAGUUGACCCACUAACAGAUGUGGAAGCACUAGGCAAGAAGAUGGGCUUUACUACUGACAAUGGCAAGUUUCACAAUGUGUCUCUGGGUCAGGGUCAGGAGGUAGUGGCUGAGGCCGCUUUGGACAAGGCAGCAGUGGAGGGGCAUUGGGUCAUCCUGCAGAACAUCCACCUUGUCGCGAAAUGGCUGGGUACUUUGGAUAAAGCUAUAGAGAAGUACAAUAUUGGGAGCCAUGAUGAUUUCCGUGUGUUUAUGAGUGCUGAGCCAGCCCCUACCCCUGAGUCUCACAUUAUCCCACAAGGCCUACUAGAAAACGCUAUCAAAAUCACCAAUGAGCCCCCUACUGGCAUGCUAGCCAACCUGCAUAAAGCACUUGACCUCUUCAAUCAGGACACUUUGGAGAUGUGCACAAAGGAGUCAGAAUUCCAGGUCAUUCUGUUUGCCAUGUGUUAUUUCCAUGCUGUGGUGGCUGAGAGACGCAAGUUUGGAGCACAAGGCUGGAACAGGGCUUACCCUUUCAACAAUGGAGACCUUACUAUCUCUAUCAGUGUCCUCUACAACUACCUAGAGGCCAAUCCAGAGGUUCCCUGGGAUGAUCUGCGUUACUUGUUUGGCGAGAUCAUGUACGGUGGCCACAUUACUGAUGACUGGGACCGAAGACUAUGCAGGACAUAUCUUCAGGAGUAUAUGCAGCCACAGAUGAUAGAGGAUGAAAUGGAGCUUGUGCAAGGCUUUCCUGUACCACAUAACUUGGACUACAAGGGAUAUCAUAUGUACAUUGAUGAGGUUUUGCCACCCGAGAGCCCAUAUUUGUAUGGAUUACAUCCUAAUGCUGAGAUUGGCAUCUUAACUAUCACCUCUGAGAAGCUCUUCCGUACUGUGCUGGAGCUCCAGCCUAAAGAGUCUGUCUCUGAUGGAGUUGGUGUUACCUCUCGAGAGGAUAAGGUGAAGGACAUCCUAGAAGAGAUUUUGGAAAAGCUGCCAGAAGAAUUUAAUAUGACAGAGCUUAUGUCAAAAGUGAAUGUGAAAACCCCAUUUAUUAUUGUUGUGUUCCAAGAAUGUGAGAGGAUGAAUAUGCUCACCAAGGAAAUCUCAAGAUCAUUGAAUGAACUCAGUUUAGGUCUGAAGGGAGAGUUAACCAUCACUACAGACAUGGAAGAGCUAGAAAAUGCUCUGUUUUUAGAUGCAGUUCCAGAGUCUUGGACAAAGCUUGCUUACCCUUCUCUACAAGGGCUGGGUGAUUGGUAUGCAGACCUCCUCCACAGAAUCAAGGAACUGGAGACAUGGACAGCUGAAUUUGCCAUGCCUGCUGCAGUUUGGCUGUCUGGCUUUUUCAACCCCCAGUCUUUCCUCACUGCCAUCAUGCAGUCCACAGCCAGGAAAAAUGAAUGGCCAUUAGACAAGAUGUGUCUGUCUGUAGAAGUCACUAAAAAGGAACGGGAGGACAUGACCGUGGCACCCAGAGAUGGUGCUUAUAUCCAUGGUCUUUUCAUGGAAGGAGCUCGCUGGGACACCCAGACUGGUACAAUUGCUGAUGCUCUUUUAAAGGAGUUGACACCUGCUAUGCCUGUGAUCUAUAUUAAUGCCAUUCCAAUCGACCGCCAGGAGACCAAGAAUGUCUACGAGUGUCCAGUGUACAAAACACGUAUGCGUGGGCCCACUUAUGUUUGGACAUUUAAUCUUAAAACAAAAGAGAAGCCAACUAAGUGGGUGUUGGCAUCAGUAUGCCUGCUUCUUAGUGUCUAAUGCAGUAACCAGUUAUUCGCAGAGAAGAAACUUCCAUGUACAUAAAAUCAAAACCUUAUUGAAAUGUCAGAUGUGUCAUGGUGUUACUUAUAUAUUUUCCAACACAACCACAAGGGGGCAGUCUAACAGUAUUUUGGGUCCUUGUUUUGUUUUGCUAUCUAUCUAUACAGUAUAUAUCUAAUAUAUAUAUAUAUAUAUAUAUAUAUAUAUAUAUAUAUAUAUAUAUAUAUAUAUAUAUAUAUAUUAGAUAUAUAUUAGAUAUAUACUGUAUAGAUAUAUAUAUCUUUUAUAUAGAUUGUGUUAAUAAAUAUCUUUUUUAUGGGAAAGCUUUUGAGCUCUGGAUGUUCAGAUAGCAUCUGAAAUAUAGGCCUGAAUACGAUACAUACAUACCGCACAAAUCAACUCCAGAUGUUAUUGGCAGAGAGCUAAAAGAGGUUAUUGGCAGUACAGUGCAGCACCUAAAGACUGACAGCACUGGAAUAACGCAUUGCCAAUUUUGUUCUGUGGUCUGGCCAUACUACUCUACACUUGGCUAUGUGAUGGGAUUUGGGCAUGGGGAACCACUGCAGUGGCAUUGCGGAUUCUCAGGAACCCACUGUCUGCCAGAUUAGGCUUUUGAGUGCAAUUAUAUUUACAGAAACAUUGAGUGUGCUAAGAAAAACUGAACAACAAUUCAGACAAACCAAAAAGCAAUCCAUAAACAAACGCAAUCCAUGGUCCCUGCAAAGUCUAGGUACUUGAGGUAUUGAUGGUAACAGAGCACAGUAUUGACUGUUGAACACACUAUGUCUUUUUUUCCAUUAGAUUCAGUUCAUUAGCUAAUCACCUUCAUUGUAGUGCGCACAUCCAGUCUGAAAUUAACCAACCUGGCAUGAGCUGCAAGAAGUCCACCGGCUCAGUUAUACUGUUUCUC
This is a messenger RNA of Silurus meridionalis, 14358 nucleotides long. Its product is annotated as dynein axonemal heavy chain 17-like. The transcript has 80 exons. Gene Ontology annotation, biological process: microtubule-based movement. The record is from RefSeq and is a predicted model, not a curated record. The coding region runs from base 108 to 13445 and encodes 4445 amino acids. Gene Ontology annotation, molecular function: ATP binding; minus-end-directed microtubule motor activity; dynein light intermediate chain binding. Gene Ontology annotation, cellular component: dynein complex. Lineage: Eukaryota; Metazoa; Chordata; Actinopteri; Siluriformes; Siluridae.